Messenger RNA from Saprolegnia diclina VS20, 824 nucleotides. RefSeq lists its product as hypothetical. The record is from RefSeq and is a predicted model, not a curated record. Gene Ontology annotation, biological process: glutathione metabolic process. The transcript has a single exon. Gene Ontology annotation, molecular function: glutathione transferase activity. The coding region runs from base 50 to 682 and encodes 210 amino acids. NCBI's taxonomy places the organism in Eukaryota, Oomycota, Saprolegniomycetes, Saprolegniales, Saprolegniaceae.
CGACGACCCAACGUCCUUGUUCACUUUACCUUUUUCCAUCGACAGCGCCAUGCCCCACACGCACCCGCAGCUGAAGCUCACGUACUUUCCGAUUCCUGGGCGCGCGGAGCUCAUUCGGCUCCUCCUCUACAUCCACGACAUUCCGUUCAAGGACGAGCGCCUCACAAUGGAGAUGUUUUUGCGCCGGAAAGCCGAGUUUCCCUUUGAGCAGAUGCCGACGCUCACGAUCGACGGCGUCGAGUAUGCGCAGAGCCACUGCCUUGCGCGCUACGUUGGGAAGCUCACGGGCAUGUACCCGUCCAACCCGCUCGAUGCACUGCGCGUCGACGAGAUCCUCGCCUUUGAAGACGAUAUUGUCAAGACGACAGUCGCCGUGGUCUACGAAAAAGACGUCGUGCGUCAAAAGACCAUGGCGACCGAGCUCUCGCAGACGACGCUGCCCAAACUCUUUGGCCUCCUCGAAAAGCGGAUCGCGAUGACCAAGGGCGUCUUUGUGCUCGGCGAGACCAUGAGUAUCACGGACAUUGCUCUCUACGCACUCAUGGCGACCUUCAAGUCGAGCCGCCUAAGCGUCCUGGACACACAUUUCAUUGACAAGUGCGCGCACUUGCGCGCCAUUCACGACGCCGUGCGCGACCACCCCAAAGUCCAAUCGUGGAAUGCUAAGUACAAUGCGUACUAGGACAGUUGAUGCCUAUUUCCCAAGACGCGUUAUCUGUCGUUCUUGCUUAGAGGGGCUUGGGCUAUCUCAGUGCUGGCAUACCGGUAGCUUUUCCGACUCGAGUAUAAGGUCCAUACACAGCUAGCAACGCAUGUGUCGGAAA